AUGGCGGAGGCUCUAGGAAUCGUUUCGUCCAUUACCGGCCUCGUCCAAAACACCGCUACUAUCGUCAAAUACCUACAGGAUGUAAAGAAUGCGCCCAAAGAACGGCAUGACCUCUUGAGAGAGCUACAGUAUGUGGACAGCUAUCUGUCCAGCGCAGAAAGGCAGAUUCGGGCAGCGACCGAAAACGACAAGUGGUUGGCGGAGUUGAAGGAGUCGAAAAAACCUUUCGAUGAGUUUUCUGACUUUCUCCUUGAGCUCAAGGAGAGGUUGGAGGCUGGAUCAUCCCGGUGGCGGAGGACGUUUCAUAGGCUGCGUUGGACGCUUACUAAAGAGAGCGUGGAAGGGGAUCUGAAGAAGAUUGAACGUUUCAAGACUUUUCUCAUGAUCGUUAUACAACACGACCAUCUCACUUUAUCCAGUGCGAUAAAGAAAAGUGUCGAUACUAUCUUAGAAAACACAAACCGAACGAAGCAGACACAGAUAGGUGCGCUCAUGACAAAACCGAAAAAAGCGGUGACGUGGCUGAGCCCUUUGGAUUUCAAUGCUGUUCUCAGCGCCAAGCUGGACGAGCGCACGAGCGAAACGGGAGGGUGGUUUUUGGAGUCCCAAGAGUUUACAGAAUGGAAGAAUUCUAAAGCACCCUCCACCCUGUGUUGUUUUGGCGGUCCCGGUGUCGGAAAGUCAAUCCUCGCUUCUACUGCUGUCAAUCAUUUGCACGCAACAUCAGAGGGAAGAAAAAUCCUUGUCUUGUGCAUCUUUUGCGACUACAAGAGUGCAGUAGCCCAGACGGUACCCAAUUUCAUCCGUAGCCUCUUGAAGCAAGUCGUUCAAGCCCGCCGAUGCCUGACUCCUUCAAUUGAAUCCCUCUAUGACAAACAUUUUUUGGACGCUUUGGAUGAACUUGAUGGUGACGGACGCCGGGAAGCGCUCGUUAAUGCCCUGAGGGCGUUAGGCGAGCAGAUUCGUCUCUUUGUGACUUCGAGAUACAUCCCUACAACACAAUCAUUGCUCAAGGCGGAUAUCAAUUUGGAGAUCCGACGAGCGGAUGAUACUGAUGUUGAAAAAUAUAUCAAGACCAGGAUCAAGGAACCUGAGGGUUGUCUCCGGGCACAUCUCCUUAAAGAUGAGGAAGGGGGUGGGAAUCUGCGCCAGGAGAUAGUCAAGACAGUUGUGGAGAAGGCGGAUGGCAUGUUCCUUUUGGCAAGGAUGCACAUGAAUUUGUUGACUGGUUGUAUGACUCGUGCGCAACUUAACAAGGAACUGCAUGCACUGCCAACUACCCUCGGCCUGACGUAUAAAUUUCUGCUAAAGAGGAUGGACAUUCAACUGCGCCACCUUCCUAAAGAAGUCGCCGACCACUUGCAAGGUCUCUCUGCCUUCGACCAGAAAGCCCUCGCCUAUCGCGUAUUCGGCUGGAUAGCCUUUGCUGCACGUCCUUUGAAUGUAUCGGAACUGCAGCAUGCAUUGGCCAUUGAACUAGGAACAAAGCAGCUCGAUCUUGGAAAUAUUAUUGACGAGGACAUUCUUAUAAAUCUUUGCGCGGGAUUUGUUGUUAUUGACGGCAAUAGAGAUAUCAGAUUUGUGCACUAUACUACCCAAGAAUAUUUCAUUCUGCACCGGGAUGAACUUUUCCGCAACAUUCACGAAAAAAUCACACGCACCUGUCUUACGUACAUGUCAUUUGACACUUUUGAUUCUCUCAAGGGCUUUAACCAGUGGGACUUCUGGAAAUUGGAGAAGAAUGCCUUCUUUGAAUAUUCAUCAAGGAACUGGGCCUACCACGCCAGGGCUUGUGGACAAAACACCGUAGAACAGGAGAUCCUUGAUUUCCUGCGAACUCGGGCAGAAGUUGCACGGUGGUAUCUGAGUCUAGACGACAAGCUGUAUGCCAAGGCAAAAAUGCCACCCACCGCUGCAUGGUUUUCUGCCUAUUAUGGCCUGGUACAUGUCAUGAAGAUCCUAAUAGCUCAACGGGUCAACCUGCAGAAUGAGAAUGUGUUGUGUAUUGCAGCGUACGCAGGUCACCUCGACAUAGUUGACAUGUUGCUGUUACGAAAUGACGUGGAUGUGAACCAGGUUGCCUCUGAAUCUGUUGGUCGCUUACAUUCCUACACGCCUCUCAUUGCCGCAGCGUCCGAGGGUCACGAAGAAAUCGUCAAAAAACUACUGCAGUCCAAAAGCAUGACAUCGUUGAACAAGCUGUCUCCAUAUUGGGAGUGCACAGCACUAUCAGCAGCCGUGCGGAAUAACCACACUGAAGUGGUUAAGCUCUUGCUAUCGCAGCCUGACAUUGACACUUCCAUCGGGUUCUACAACACCCCCCUUAUUGAUGCUUCACGGUUCGAUCAUGACGAAAUUGUGAGGGUGCUCUUGGAGUGGGGAAAGGAUGAUCCUAAUGCUUCAGGGAAUGAUGGGAUGAAUGCUUUACAUGACGCUGUUGAAUAUGACAAUUUCAAUAUCCUCCGGAUACUCAUGAACUCGGACCGGGUGGACGUGAAUAGGACAGAUCUCAAAGGAAGGACUACCCUUCACUCUGCCGUGUAUUGGAAUGAACUGAAGUUUGUCGAACUGUUACUUACACACAAGGGUAUCGAUAUGAUGGUAAAGGAUGGUGACGGCAGAAGUGCAUAUGAUAUAGCGGUUGCAAAGGAAUACUACGAGAUAGCAGCACUGCUUGCAGAGCAUGGAGGGAAGGCCCUAGGACCCCAUGAGUGA
Messenger RNA from Desarmillaria tabescens, 2715 nucleotides. RefSeq lists its product as uncharacterized. NCBI's taxonomy places the organism in Eukaryota, Fungi, Basidiomycota, Agaricomycetes, Agaricales, Physalacriaceae. Gene Ontology annotation, molecular function: protein binding. The transcript is spliced from 7 exons. Bases 1 to 2715 code for a protein of 904 amino acids. The record is from RefSeq and is a predicted model, not a curated record.